AUGGGUCUCAGAGGGCGUCCAGUGCCCCCACCCACCCAGAAUGUGCGUCCAUUCCGUGCCUCCUCUCUGAGGAGCAACAGGUCCUCUGUUCUCACAGUGGACUCCUCCCUCUACUCUUCCCCUUUUCACUCCCCUCACAUGGUCCACCGUGCUCCCCUUGGGAGGAGAGAAUCUGGCCGAUAUCCUUCUCGCCCUGUGGCUCGAGGACGUCCCCUCAUGCAGUCCAGGAGAAGGAUGCCUCCUGCUUCUCCUCAACCGUCUCUGAAACAAAUGCGCCAUCCUGCAUCCCCACGCCUCUCACCUCGUCUUUCUCGUCAGCCCUCACCCCUUCUUCCCCCUAGAGCAGCCCAUCCACAUUUUUAUGCACCAAAAGCGCAUGUAUCUGAUCCCUAUGCUGAUCCAUAUGCUGAUCAGCUUGUGGCUCCCUCUUCUCCCAUGUUAUCUAAUGCUAUGCAGAAUCAGGCUGUCCGGCAGGCAUCUUUUUCUUCACCCCUUGGCCCAGAGGUGGUAGGCAUGGCUCCUGAAUAUGUAGAACCUUAUUAUCCCUCAUCCCCUAACUUGUCUGGCGCAAUGCAAAUCCAGGCCAUUCGGGAUGCAUCUUAUGUUACCACCCUGCAGAGACCAAUGUCACCUUAUGAGCAGCCUAUGGCUCCCUUGUCUCCCUCACUGUCUGGGGCUAUGCAGAAUCAAGUUAUACGAGAUUCAUCCUAUGUUUCUCCUUUACAAAGACCAAUGUCACAUUAUGAACAACCCAUGCCACCUUCUUCCCCAAUGCUCUCUGGAGCUCUGCAGAAUCGGGCAGUGAGAGAUUCAUCCUAUGUUUCUCCUUUACAAAGACCAAUGUCACAUUAUGAACAACCCAUGCCACCUUCUUCCCCAAUGCUCUCUGGAGCUCUGCAGAAUCGGGCAGUGAGAGAUUCCUCCUAUGUUUCUCCUUUACAAAGACCAAUGUCACAUUAUGAACAACCCAUGCCACCUUCCUCCCCAAUGCUUUCUGGUGCUCUGCAGAAUCGGGCAGUGACAGAUGCAUCCUAUGUGUCCACCCUUCAGAGGCCUCGGUCCCCAUAUGCUGCAUCUGUGCCUUCAUCUCCAAUGCUCUCUGGAGCCAUGAGACAUGGUCAGGCACUAAGAGGUGUAUCGUCUUAUCAGACUCCACAGCUUCAUUCACCUUACGGGCCAACUGUGGUUACCCCAUAUGAUUAUAUCUCUGAACCUGGCCCAGCACCGUUGCUCCAUGAUGCCCUGCUGAACCGAGGUGACAUGCAGGGUGUUUCAUCUUUACGAUCACCAAUGAUGCAACGCCGAAAUCCUUAUGCCCCGGCUGGGCCUCACCUCCAAAGCGCAUUACAGCAGAACCCUAACCUCCGCCAAGCGUCUUAUCAGACACAGCUCAGACGGUCACCUUAUGGGCCCCAACCACCCUCUUCUCCAAUGCUGGGAAGUGCCCUGCAAAAUCCACAGAUGAUGCAGGCAUCGUACCGACUGCCAGACGGAACCUUGGUGCCACCAAAUGCAAAUUCACGUUCCUCCCCUAUGCUUGGCAAUGCUUUGCAAAACCAACAACUCCGCGGCGCCUCGUACACAUUGCCUGAUGGAUCAGUUAUCAGGGACCCCCGUGUGCCCCAGAGGUCCAUGUCUCCGAACCUUUCCAGAGCUCUUCAGAACCAAGAUCUCAUGUCUGCUUCAUAUACUCUCCCUGAUGGCACAAUUAUAGAUCCCAGACAGCAACAAACUAUCUCCCCAAACCUGGCUAAGGCCCUGACCAACCCAGCUCUGCGUGAAGCCUCUUACACUCUUCCUGAUGGCACCAUCGUGAUUGACUCCAGGAAACCGAAGUCCCCGAACCUGGCCGCCGCACUUCAGAACCCUUACCUGAAAAGCUCGUCGUACACGCUGCCAGAUGGCACGAUCAUCAUCGAUCCACGGAAACCUGUCUCUCCAAACCUGUCCGGUGCUCUUCAAAGCUCUAUGCUGCGGGACGCACACUUCAAAUUACCAGAAGGAAUGCAUGACCCCAAUAUUCCCGUAUCACCACACCUGGCCAAGGCCCUCAACAACCCUGCCUUGAAAGGAGCUUCGUACACGCUCCCUGAUGGAACUAUUAUAGUGGACCCGAGGAAACCAAAGAGCCCUAAUCUGACGGCCGCCCUGCUGAACCCCUAUUUAAAGGGUCUGUCAUAUACCCUGCCUGACGGAACCAUCAUUAUUGACCCACGCAAGCCAGUUACCCCUGACCUGUCUAAGGCUCUUUUGAAUGACAACCUUCGAAACGCAUCAUACCACCUCCGUGAUGGUUCCCUGGUUAUCCCCGGCCAGAAGCCCAACCUUUCCGGUGCCCUGAGGCAAAACAAGGCACUUCGAUCCACAGGUCUCUAUCACCUGUCAGAAAACUCUGCACUGUCAGGCGUACCUAAACCCACCCCUCCCAAUCUCACCUCAGUAAUGAAGAAUGGGGAACUCCAUGGUGACAGAUACAGGCUGCCGGAUAGGUCUCUUCUGACGCGUCGGUUUCACAACCCCAGUCUGAACGACGCCAUCCAAAACCAGGAUCUUCGCUACGCCUCCUACAGGGUGCCAACGGGCCUGCAGGGGGAGGAUAACCGUUACGCUGUGAUUCCUCCCUAUGGGCCACACUCAGGCCACUGGGCCAGGAAUGCCCAAGGAGGAGGGGGGGAGGGAGGGGAGGACGUUUGGGCAGCUGAGAGGGUUUUACCACAUGGGACUGUCCAGAAUCUGACAAAGUGGGCCAUGUACAGAGAAGAUGGAGUGCUGGAAGGAUAUCUACCCACAGCUCGAUUCCUUGACGGACAACAGGACCCAGACUGGACUCCUGACAGAGACAGAGCACCUGGUCAGAACUGGUAUGACAAGAUCUUCUCCAUCCUGAGCUUGCCCACGACAGGCCACAGGGUGAAGAACUGGGCGGAGGGAAUGGAGGACAUGACACAACUGCCUGAGCUGAAUGACACCACUGUUCUGAUGAACCUGAAGAAGCGCUACGACCAGGAACACGUCUAUACGUACAUAGGCAGCAUCCUGGUGUCUGUGAAUCCCUACAAGUUGCUGAACGUUUACGGCACAGACAUGGUGCUUCAGUAUGAAGGCCGGGGCCUGGGCGACAACCCUCCUCAUCUUUUUGCCAUUGCUAACCUCUCGUAUACCACCAUGAUGGAUGCCAAAAAGGACCAGUGUAUUGUGAUCAGCGGAGAAAGCGGGUCAGGAAAGACGGAAGCUACGAAACUAAUCCUGCGUUACUUGACAGCCAUACAUCACAAACGCAACAUCACACAACAGAUAGAGAUCCUGGAGGCCAUGCCCCUGUUGGAAUCUUUUGGGAAUGCCAAAACGGUGCGCAAUGACAACUCUUCACGCUUUGGCAAAUACACGCAGAUCUACAUGGAGGAGGGUGUAAUCAGCGGUGCCAUAACGUCUCAGUACCUGUUGGAGAAGUCUCGCAUUGUCUUUCAGGCCAAAUCGGAGAGGAACUACCACAUCUUCUACGAGAUGUUAGCUGGUCUUCCUCCCCACGAGAAAACCCCACUGUAUCUGCAGGAACCUGAGACUUACUACUAUCUGAAUCAGGGAGGGGAUUGUACCAUAGAGGGGAAGGAUGACGGAGAGGACUUCAGGCGUCUGCUGAGUGCCAUGGACAUUCUGCGUUUCACCCCAGAGGAGCAGAACGGCAUCUACAGACUGCUGUCCUCUGUUCUUCAUCUGGGGAACGUUUACUUCCAGCCACACCAGGCUGAGGGUCAGAAGGUUGCGUCGGUGGUGAGUGGGCAGGAGAUCCGGGUUGUCGCUGAGCUGCUGCAGAUCUCACCCGACGGCCUGCAGAAAUCUGUCACCUUCAAACUGACAGAUACAGUGCGAGAGAAGAUCUACACUCCGCUCACUGUGGAGAGCGCUGUGGACGCCAGAGAUGCUGUUGCCAAGAUCCUGUACUCGCUCCUGUUCAGUUGGCUGACGGAGCGCAUCAACGGACGGGUCUACCCUCGCAACGAAGCCCUCUCCAUCUCCAUACUGGACAUUUAUGGAUUUGAGGAGCUACAGGUGAACAGUUUUGAGCAGUUGUGCAUCAACUACGCCAAUGAAACUUUGCAGUUCUAUUUCAACAAGGUCAUCUUCCAGGAGGAGCAGGAGGAGUACAUGCGGGAGCAGAUCGAGUGGCAGCAGAAGCCUUUCAGCCACAACCAGGCCUGUCUCGACCUCAUCGCUGCUAAGCCUCAUGGGAUACUGCGCAUACUGGACGACCAGUGCGGUUUCCCUCAGGCAACGGACCACACCUUCCUUCAGAAGUGCCACUAUCACCAUGGAAGCAACCCGCUGUACGCCAGGCCAAAGAUGCCCCUGCCGGAGUUCACCCUGAAGCACUACGCCGGGAGGGUCACCUACCAGGUGACUAAAUUCUUGGAUAAGAACUUUGACAUGGUCCGUCAGGACGUGUUGGACCUCUUCACCCAGAGCAGGAACAAAAUGGUAUCCAGUCUCUUCCUGAAGCACUCGGAGUCGGUGUCUCAGCAGCGGUCGAAUGUGCGACGCAGCAGCGCGGCACGACGCCACCAGGCCAACACGGUCAGUGCGAAGUUUCAGAGCAGCCUGCAGGAGCUACUGGAGAAGAUGGAAAGGUGUAACCCUUAUUUUGUGCGAUGCAUCAAGCCAAACCACCAUAAGGAGCCGGGAGCGUUCGACAUGGAGCUGGUCAACGCUCAGCUGCAUUACUCUGGUAUCAUGGAGACCAUCCUUAUCAGGAAGAACGGUUAUCCAAUCAGAUUGAACUUUCGCAGUUUCUUAUCGAGGUAUAAAGGCCUCCUCUGCCUCAGGGAUCUUCCGCCUGCAGACGGUGAAAACUGUGUCAUCAUGCUCCACAAGCUCGGCCCGGUGAAGAGCGGCUCGUACCAGCUGGGAGUCAGUAAGAUUUUCCUGAAAGAGGAGUUGUACCAGCUGCUGGAGGGGAAGCGUGACCGUGUGCUGCACCUCGCCGCCAUGACGCUGCAGAGAUACACUCGCAUGUGCUUCGUCCGAAAGAACUUCAUCAAGUUCCGGCGCUGCGUGACCCUGUUUGAAGCUCGCUGCAAAGGCUACGUGGCGAGAAAAAAGUUUGCUCUGAGGAGGAAGUACCUCAGAAGGUUCCGCUCGGCCGUGCUGCUCAUCGUCAGCCGCCAGCGUUACAUGAGGGUAUUGAGGGAACGAUGUGAAGUUGUUGGUUUGUGUUUGCAACUUGUGCAGGAUCGAGUCAAUAGAGAAGUGGUGAAUGUGACAACACUGCCUAUCCCUGCUGAACUGGCAGUCCUGCUGCAGGUCGCCUCAGGUGGUGAAGAGCUGCACUCUGACUGCUUGGCCGUGGUCCAGGCUCCAAAGGUUCAGGUUGACCCUCAGCUCACCCUGCCCCUGGACAUCAACAACUACCUCAUGACACACUACAUCCGGGCCAUAUUUAGGGAGCCGUUGUUCGGGUCGCUGACAGCGCCUCUGGAUUGUUCUCUGAUUAGACUGGAUGAGGAGCUGAGACAAGGAUCCCUGAACAUUUUCAGUCUGAUACUUCGGUUCAUGGGUGAUCCGAACCUGAAUGGGGCUCAGGAGAAUCUGUUUGGGAACUACAUCAUCCAGAGAGGACUGGCCAAUCCCAGCCUCCGAGAUGAGAUCCUGGCUCAAGUAGCCAAUCAGGUGUGGAGGAAUCCGAACAUCUUGAAUUCAGAGCGCGGCUGGCUCCUCCUCUCCUCUUGUCUCUCUGCCUUCCUUCCCUCUCAAAGACUGGCCAAGUAUCUGCUGAAGUUUGUGUCAGACUACGGUCCGGAGGGCUACGACUGCCUGUGUCAGCACCGGCUGCUUCAGGCUCUGCAGCGGCUGAGCGUCGGGCCCAAGUACGUCCGGACGUACCCGCCCUGUCUGCUGGAGUGGACGGCCAAUCGCAAGAGAGCUCACACCGUCCUUCACAUCCACUGCUUUGAUGGUGUGUCCUUCCUGUGUCCUCUACACUCCUGGACAACAGGAGAAGAAAUGGCCAAAGACAUCUUACAACACAGGGGGGUAGUGGAGGGCCGUCGAGGCUGGUCGGUGCUGUUGAAGGAGCCGGCCCAGUGGGUGGAGCUGGAGGGUUCUGACUAUGUCCUGGACUUGAUGUCGGACCUGGAGCUUCCUGCCGACUUCCCCAAACACAGCAGCUACUUCAUCAUCUCUGCACAGGAACCGACCAGAGUGCGGACCAAUGCUAGCAUAAGCCUGUUGGGCGGUGGCUUCGACAGAAAGGAUGAUUUCAUAUCAUCACCCAUACCCGGCUCGGAUGACUCGGAGCCCCAGAGAGGGAUGGAUCGUUAUCUCGACAGCCUGUUUGACCCUGUGCUGUCUGAUGGAACUGGGGAAGUGGAGUCGGCUGCUGGACUCUCCAGCAGGAUGAAGGGGGCCGGGGGAGUUGGAGGGGGGUGGCAACAGCAGGGGCCAUCCACAGGCCCCCCGCCUCCACCUGGAGCUGUGAGAGUCCUUCCUGUGGGAGGUGUGAUGUCGCCUCGCGUUGCAACCGUGGCACCUGUGACACCUGUGACACCUGUGACACCUGAUGCCCAGCAGGCUGCUUUGGCCCGGCAGCAGCAGGCAAUCGUGAACCAGCAGGCCAUCAUCCUGGCUCAGCAGAUGACCAUGCAGGCCAUGGCCCUGGUCAGCCCAGUGUCCAGCCCUCCCAUGACCCCGAUCACGAGCCCUCCCUCGAGUCCUCUGCCUCACCACCCUACCAGCCCAUACGCCCCGAGCCCCUACGCUGUCAUGCCUCCAAGUCCGUACGCUAACAUCCCACCCAGCCCUUACGCCAACUUCACUCCCACUCCCUACGCUGCCACACAAAUCCCGCCAAGCACCUACCCUCUCCCAGCUCAAUGGGAACAAGCUCCCUCACAGCCUCAAGCUCAGCCCCCCGCCGAGCCCCAGACGCAGCCCGGAGCUCAGCCUCAGGCCGCCAACCCCAAACCCCAGCUAAGCUCCACUCACACUAACAAGAAUGAGCCAGGAAAGCCCAGAGCUAACCCGGCCGCACAGGACAGCGCUUCUCGGAGGAAAGCUCCAGGCAUCCCCAUAAAUAAGGACCAGCCGGCCAGGAAGUUUGCCCCAGUGGUGACGAAUCCUCCGCCCCCUGCUGGAGAGGUGGUGAAGUACUCAGCUGGGACCAGAGAUCAGGUCGUCCCUAGCCAAGGCAUCCAAGAUAUCAUCAAAAGAUACAACUCACCGCCUCCACCGACAGAUCAGCUGCCCCCGGGCAAGAGGAGACCAGAGGGGAAGUUCAAGAAGAGGCAGACUGCUCAUGAUGAAGCUUUACAGAUUCUCAAACCCCAGAUGGAACAUCCUCCUGCUCCCCUGCCCAAACGCACAGCUGCCCCCCCACCCUCCACACCUGCAGUGAAAGAGGUGGGAUUAAAACCCAGCAAGAGUAUGAAGACGAGAGCACCUGAGCGUUCUCUCCCCAAACAUCCUCCAGUUUCUCGAGAGCUCCCUGUGGAGACUGAAAGCAUCCAGACACAACUUCAUCAGAGCACCAACGAAGAGCACUACACCUACACCAACGUCCCCUGGAGACUGUACCUCAGGAAGGAGGUUUUCUAUCCCAAAGACAGCUUCAACAACCCAGUGGUGCUCGACCUCAUUUUCAAACAGAUCGUGAAUGACACUCUGUCAGAGGCGUGCGUUCGCAUCACUCGUGAUGAAAGGCAGAGAAUGAAAGCUCUGUUCGCUAAACACGGGGUGGAGCAGAAUAUGGAUCCGGUUGAGGAGCACGUGAAGAAGACAGUCGUGACGGCAGCGAGGGAAACCUGGGAAAUCUACUUCUCCCGACUCUUCCCUGCCUCGGGUAGUGUAGGAACAGGUGUGCAGGUGUUAUCAGUGUCACACAGCGGAAUUAAGCUGUUGAAGACCGUAAGAAGCAGCGCUGCAGCCCCAGACUACUUCAGAGUCCUGCGACCCUACACCUACGCAGACAUCUUGUUUGUAACCAUCCCGUCAGAGAACAUGCUGGAGUUCAACCUGACCAAUGAGAAGCUGAUCCUGUUCUCAGCCAAGGCCCUGCAAGUCAAACACCUCAUAGACACCUUCAUCUGUGAGAUCAAACGGGACUCAGACUACGUGAUCGCUGAACGGAACUUUGUGACGGACGACCGCUCGAUGCUCAGUUUCCACAAAGGAGACGUUAUCAGGCUUCAGGUCAUGGACGGGCUGGAGAAAGGUUAUAGCUACGGCUGUGUGGUGAGGAAGAAGGUGGUGUUUUUGGAGGAGCUGAAGAGAGACACUCAAGACUUUGGCUGGAAGUUUGGUGCCGUGUUCGGACGCUCAGGUGCGUUUCCGGCCGAGUGCGUCCAUCCCGUUGCUGCUCCGGACUUCCUGUCACUGCCACUGGACCGUAAGGCCGAGCCUCGUGGAGGAGCCGGACAGUUUGCUGUGUCGUCAGCCAUUGCUGUUGCUGUGGCGUCCACCAUGGCUGCACACGAGAUAGAUCAGACGAUUGAGAAAGUUUCCCUGGAUGGAUUCCCUGAUGGAGAUCUGGAUGAGAGGAGCCUGCAGGACAGUAAAUAUGACAUCUUGGAGUUUGCCAGGAAAUACUUCAGACGGGGACCCAGCGGGAAGGGAGAUUCCCUGAAAGGCAAAGGCAAGAACCGAGACUCCAGGGAGCCCAGUGAAAUGAUCAAGUUCUCUAAGACUCCUCUGACCGAGUCUCUGAUAGAGUUCACGGAUGCGCACAUGAACAGAGUGGCCGCUGAUCUCUUCAUAUUGGCCAUGCGUUUCAUGGGUGAUUCGCCAUCAAGGGGACUGACGGAGCACGAGGCAGUCAGCACGUUCCUCAAGCUCAUAGGAGAGUUCACCUUGAUGCGGGAUGAGGCUUACUGCCAGCUCCUCAAACAGCUUAAUGGCAACACCAGCUCCAAACCAGAUAGUUGCCAACGAGGCUGGAGGCUGCUGUACAUCCUGACUGCUUUCCAUCGCUGCUCUGAAGUCCUGAAGCCGUUCCUCCUGAAGUACCUGCAGCAGGCCUCUCGCAGCGCUGGGGCUCAGUAUCAGGGUAUAGCUAAAGCAUGCGAGCAGAACCUGAAGAAGACUUUCCAAUAUGGCGGCCGCAUUGUUUCGCCCAACAGCAUGGAGCUGAAAGCUAUGAUGGCGGGUCGAAGUUCAAAGCGGCAGCUCGUUCUGUUUCCUGGAGGAAUCGAACGCCAUGUGAAAAUCAAAACCUGCUCUGUUGCCCUGGAGGUGAUUGAGGAGCUGUGCUAUGAGAUGGGUUUACACAGGCUGGAGGCCAUGGAGGAAUAUGCCAUAUUUUUAGUCACCAACAGAGGUCAGAAUGUGCGUCCUCUGAACAAACACGAGUACAUCCUGGAUGUUGCGACCGAGGCCGAGGUGGUCGACUCCAGCUAUAGCUUUUGGUUCAGACGAGUCGUCUGGACUCAACCGCUCAAGUUUGAGAACGAGCUGUGUGUGGCGAUGCAUUAUAACCAGAUCCUGCCGGACUACCGUAAAGGCCUUCUUAAUGUGCUCCCAGACGGGAAAGUGAGCGAUCAACAGCUCCACCAGAUCUCCAAACUGGCGGCUUUGCAGCACAGAGCCAAAGACAUGGUCUUCGUCCCCAGCAUACAUGAGUUAUCCGAGUACAUCUCCGCACCUCUGUUCAAGAAGCAGCCGCCCCAGCAGUGGAGUACCAUGGUGACGCAGCACAUGCAACAAGUGCAGGCCCUGAAUCCGCACCAGGCCCGAGCGCAGUUCAUGGGCCUGAUCAGUGCGUUCCCCAUGUUCGGCUCCUCGUUCUUCUACAUCCACAGCAGCAGCUCCACUACCUUCUAUGCCCCCUGCAUUGUCGCUGUCAAUCAACAUGGGCUGCACUUCCUGCACAAAAAUACCCAUGAGCUGAUGGUAGUGGUCCCCCUGGUGGACGUGCAGUCCAGCCGCACCCAGAGGCCCACUGCUGGAACCAGUUACCCGUAUGUCGACCUCACCCUGGGGGACAUGAACACACAACGGGUCAUUCAGAUGCAGCUGGAGCAGGGUCUGGAGCUGUGUCGAGUCAUCGCCAUGCAGGUGGAAAACAUGAUGUUAGUGCGGGAGAAGAGGCUCACCCUACCACCCAGCGAAAUCACCAUGUUAUAACACCGGGCUGAACUGUGCACACACACUUGAAAGCUCACAUACACACACACAAACACACAUGGAAAUGAAACCUGCAAAAAUAAUCUACCUCUUGACUUCAGGUGUUUGUUUUACAGCUUACUCAGUCACUAAAGUCAGUGCGUAAGUGUUUUGGUUUAAUGUAUUAUAUUUACUGCACAGAAUUCAGCCUAGAUACCAAGAAUAUGAAUAUUAUUUAAUGUUUCUUUUCAUAGUUACAACUUGAUAAUAGUUUUUCCUACUGUGGUUUUCAUUUAUUUCACAUUAAAUAGGUUUUUAUCUGUAUCUUUAUUACAGUGUUUUAUAACUGAUGUUUUUUUUAAAUUUUGUAUUACUUUUGACUAUUACACUUGAUGUUGGUGUAAAUCAUUGUUUUGUUCAACCAAUGUUCAUAUCAACCUGUUUAUUUUGUAAAAAGUUUUUAAAGAUAUAUAUGUGCACUUCUGUGCUUAUUUAUUAAAAUGAUGAAACAGCAAUAAAAAAACAAAUAUUUUAUUUCAAUCUGUAUCAGUUUGAGAUUAUAUAAUGAAAUGAUUUGUAUCAAUGCUUUGAUAAAAACAUUUAGGUUCAGAAAAGGCUUUAUCGGUUUAAGGCUUAAAUGUUCAAGCUCUCCUGCAGAAUAUUAAAUCAUUCAAA
This is a messenger RNA of Platichthys flesus (European flounder), 10764 nucleotides long. It is a transcript of the gene myo15ab, whose product is annotated as myosin XVAb. The transcript is spliced from 73 exons. The record is from RefSeq and is a predicted model, not a curated record. The coding region runs from base 1 to 10110 and encodes 3369 amino acids. Gene Ontology annotation, molecular function: ATP binding; cytoskeletal motor activity; protein binding. Gene Ontology annotation, cellular component: myosin complex; cytoskeleton. Lineage: Eukaryota; Metazoa; Chordata; Actinopteri; Pleuronectiformes; Pleuronectidae.